Messenger RNA from Fusarium poae, 1074 nucleotides. RefSeq lists its product as uncharacterized. The transcript is spliced from 3 exons. The record is from RefSeq and is a predicted model, not a curated record. Lineage: Eukaryota; Fungi; Ascomycota; Sordariomycetes; Hypocreales; Nectriaceae. Bases 1 to 1074 code for a protein of 357 amino acids.
AUGAAUGAGCAGAACUCAUGGCUCAAGUGGCGCCAAUGCCAUCUUCCGAUCAUCUCCGACUUCCGAUUGGCUCUGAUGCCCGGUUGCCAAAGUUCCUGUCCAAGUCGUGCUGCAGCCUAUAGGCGACAGAUUCGCCAACAAGACACAAUGGACGGGCUCAAAGAAUUUGGUCGUGAUGUUCCUUCCGCCAGAGAUCCAACAUACCAUAUCUAUGGUCAGUUGCUCAGACAACAAGACAAUGCCAGAGCCAUCCAUUCCACGACACGACAGGAACAUACAUAUGGCUCACACCCGCGUCAGAAGCUAGAUCAUUAUAGCCCCAAGCAAACGGAAGACGCCAAUAAGACUGAGGAGGCGUUGAUGUUUGUCUAUGGAGGGGGUUGGGUCAGUGGCGACAAGAUUCUGGAGGAAAUUCCUGACGAGGUCGCGUAUGCCAACGUUGGCCACUUUUUCGCCGACAAGAUUGGUAUAGACACUAUUGUCAUUGAUUACCGCCUGGUCUGUCAUGGAGCAAAACAUCCAUCUGGCGCCCAAGACAUCGACCUAGCGCUGAUGUGGAUCGAGAGGAAAUUCCCCAAUUGUCGCUCAUUGUAUCUGCUCGGUAACUCGGCCGGCGGAGUGCAUGUAGCGAGCUGGUUAUUUGGCGCGCAUUGUCCCGAAACCCGCAAUCGCCUCGUUGAGGGCAGAAGCAAAAGCGAUCAACUUGGACUAGAAGCAGUAGGCUUGCUGGGAACACCACUACAGCUGUCUCCCGAAGGCGCCAUGCGACCAUUGCUCGAGGCUUAUUAUGGGGACCUGGACCUUGUUCGAGCAGAGCAGCCACAGAAGUUGAUGCUCGAUGCCACACAGGGGUUGUCGUCUGAGGAAGUGGCAUCAUGGCCACGAUUAGCUGUGCUUGUCUCCGAGCUAGAUCCUGAAGAAGAUAUGAGGAACGCGGGUCGAAAGUUUUUCGAGCUUUGGCAAUGCAGAGGUGGAACGGGUGAAUUCGUCGAUAUUCCUGGUCACAACCACUUCAGUCCAGUCCUCUCAAUCGGGACUGCUGUUGAGCGCGAAGAGGCUUGGGGACUCGCGUGA